Messenger RNA from Somion occarium, 2772 nucleotides. The record is from the annotation of a GenBank genome assembly. NCBI's taxonomy places the organism in Eukaryota, Fungi, Basidiomycota, Agaricomycetes, Polyporales, Cerrenaceae.
AUCUCGGUUACGAGUGAGCGCCUAACCGUGUGAGGCUGGCCGAUCAGCGAACGCGUUGCAGAGGCACUCUGCUUAAGCCUUGCGACGUGUUGUACCAUAGUCUCAUCCUCAAUAUCGCACAUGUUUUCUUGCUCUAUAUCUCCCUACAACAAUAGGUAUGAAUCCACCGUGGAGCGCGGGUCCCUCAACUUCUCAAUUGUCACAAGAUACCCCUCAGCGCAUCUUCGUCGAUGAAGUGGGAAACGCACUUAGUAUCUUCGUGCAGGCCUCUAUCGAAGGUCGACCUAAGUUGAUACGCAACAUACGUAACGCAGGUGCUGUCAUCAGCCAUAACCCAAAUGAAGCACAUGUCAUUCUGGUCGAUCUGGAAGAUGAGGAUGGUCGAGCAAUGGCCAACGAUUGGAGUUCUAGUGGUGGCCAUGUCGUCCUGGAUCUGCCUUGGGUGAAGAAAUCUCUUGAGAAGGGCUUUGCUUUGCUCUCACGGGAUGAUUGGGGAGGCUACCGCGUUCUUGUCGACGGAGGGCACGAAGGCGAUGAACAUAUGAACGACGGCGAUGGAACCCAGCAUGAAAGUCCCCUACCAACUCCUCGCCGGACACCUGUUGAAACCUGCGAUGCUCUACCGAAUAACCAGGCACAAUCGCAACCUAUACAAGGUGUACCAAUACCUCAGCCAACAUCGUUCCAGAUCCCGAACAGUUUUUCGAAUAACGGCCUGUUUCCAUUCCCUCUGUCACAACCUACAACUCCGAGUAGUUCCCAGCAGCCUCCACCUUAUUCGUCCCAGGCUCUACCUAGUGGCACUGUAAUCCAACCGCACAACAUUAUGGUGCAACCGCAGACCCCUCAAGUGAACGUGAACGUCCCAGUCAAUCUUCUUGCUACUGUUCUUGAUAUUCUUCAGCACACCAAUACACAAAUGCAGCCUGGCCAGAAUCAGAUCCCAAUGGGUGUAUUCCCUAAUCAAUUCAUACCCAACCAAUUGUCUCAGCAAUCUCCAGAAUUGAUGCACUCGCAAAGUGGGUCGAGUGCAGAUCCUCGCUCCUCAACCACACCCGACAGUCAUGUACCGUCGCCUUCUCUCAGACGGGGAUCACCGAUAUUGAUGAACUCAUCGCAACGUCGUGUAUCUUAUGUACAUAUCGAUCACUCACAAGGUUCAGAACGUGCACGAAAGAGGCCCCGAUACAGUGACCCGUCUGAAGUAUCCAGAUCGCCCUCCGUCUUUUCGAAUGCUGCAGAAGGCCCCACAAAGUCCAAAAAGUCGAAGAGGUCCCGUUUGUUUACCACAGACGACGGACAACCGUUGAACUUUGUGGUUCAGGUAGAUCUGCGGAAUCGGAAAGAUGUUGUGCAAUGUAUAAAGAGCCAUGGAGGCGUCAUCAAAGCAGAUAUCGUUGAUGCCGACUACGUUAUCUUGUCUUCUCAAUCGACGUCUUUCGCAGAUAUGUUAUUGAACACCGAAGCUCACCAAAAGCCAGCCGUGCAAGCUUCUUUUGUACAUGACUGCGUCGAUGAGGGUCGUAUCCUCGACCCAACGAACUACUCCUUCGAGGGUUUGAGAGGGAAAACCAAGCGAGGACGUCCAGCGGGAUCGUCCUCACAGAAGUCACCUUCCAAAGAUACCAAAGGAACUACUUCUCCAUCUAAAAGCGCAGGCUCUUCAUCCAAACCGAAGAAGCCUGUCUCAGAGGUCGCUUCACCGAAAGCGAAAAAGGAGAAGACUAUAGUUGAGAAACCCUCUUCCACCGUCCAGAAAACCAAUGGCAAUUCUCGUCGCACUCCUUCUCCGCCCCCUCCAACUACUACCGUACAUUGGACCGAGGGGAAACACCGAUACACCGAAGAGGAGUUGAAUUACGCUCUGACCUACGCUGGUAUACUGUAUUCACGGGAUCCAGAUAUAUCCAUGACCUCGCUAGUAUCGUGUAUUCAUUCAAAGAUGCCCCACCAUCCCAAGACAUCCUGGCAAAAUACAAUUUACAAGAACCGAGCCCCCUACAACGAGCUGCAGAAGAGGGCUGCGAUAGCACGUCGGAAGUUGGAGGCGCAGGCGCAGGCAGCCGUUAGCAAUUUAUAUCAUGAACGGGACCCUCAUCUUGCUCCUAUGGAGCCUGCAGAACCGGCACCUGCAACUCACCAGCCUUCUCCACCUCCACCCGCUCAAUCCACCGUUCCCCCAGACUUCUCUUCUCGGGAAUUUCAGAUCAUAACCCAGGCUCUCGCUACAGGCGUCGCUGAAGGUCGCACGGACGAGCAAGUUUGGAUUGUUCUGGCAGAACAGCAUCCAUACAUGUCCGCAAGAGGUUGGCGGGACUACUGGGACCAAUAUGCAGAAUGGAUCCAAGUCGAGGUCAGGAGGCUUAUGGAUUUACAAGUAGACUCGGAGGCACCGCCAAAUACAGUUACGGGUAUGGGGUAAUUAAUGGCAUAUGAAGCAGUCAACAUGACUGAAUGCGUGCACUAUAUUAUAUUGAGAAUCUUCUUACGCGUCACCUCUACUCACUUUCUCGAUCUUGUUCACUUAAUAUUGCGCUACAUUUCUUUCCAGUACGUUGUGCAUUCCACUAUCACUUGUAACAUUGUAGCACGCGUCGGGCGGAAGAAUAUGAUGAGUAUGUUCAGAUGAUCAGAAAGCCACAUCUAUUGGAGAAUUAAUCUGAAGGGUCCGAAGGUGGUGGUGGCACCAGCGACGGGGGUGGAUGCUUGAAGAACCUUCUCCUCCUCUCCUCAAGGGUCUCUUUACUGCUGAUACCUGUAAUAUCCUUGCCA